This is a messenger RNA of Amphimedon queenslandica, 2210 nucleotides long. RefSeq lists its product as uncharacterized. NCBI's taxonomy places the organism in Eukaryota, Metazoa, Porifera, Demospongiae, Haplosclerida, Niphatidae. The record is from RefSeq and is a predicted model, not a curated record. The transcript is spliced from 7 exons. The coding region runs from base 69 to 740 and encodes 223 amino acids.
UAUACAUGUAGGUUUAUACUCGACUUAAUAAACUGUUCUUAUGCCUGAGUAAGAACUCACUUUAUAAUAUGACGGAAAACCUUGGUAAAAAGCAUGAUGCUGAAGUUAUGGAUUGGAAGGAAAAGCUGCUGAAACAUCUGCCUACACAGACUGAAUCAUAUCGGAAUCAUAUAUUUUUUGAUAGUGAUAAAACAGAGGAUACCGACGUUUUGGAAGAGGGUAGCGAGAAUUAUGAUGAGAAACCUAAUUUGUGUACUGAUGCACUGAAUUCAGAAGAAAUGAAUGAUUGUCAAGUCCCUGCUGGUGCUACAGUUCAUAUUGCAAGUGAUAUACAUGUACAUGAACCAGAUGAACAAUCUCAGCCUUCUCAUAAUUCUACUCCUGUUCCACCUUCUUUUUCGAACCUAACUGUUGUCUCAAAUAUGUGCCUUGACAUAAAUGUAGAGUCUGGUUUAUGUAAAGAUAACAUCUGGACUGGUUUCAAAGUUGUAGGGGACAAUUUAGACAUUACUGUUCACCCCAGAAAUCAACGUACAGAUGUCAAAGCAAAAUCACUUCACUUUUUUCAGUGUUUCACUGUAAAGGAUUGCAUUGAUCUUACCCUUGCUUCAGAGUCUCCAAAUCCCCUUUUGCACAAGAGAAUCUCAGAGUUACCACUAGACACCUUGCUCCCAUCACUUUCUGAUGACCAAGCCAUGGUGCAUAAUACGUCAGUCAUAAUUGGUCGAAUAUUGACUUGAAAUUUAUCAUACUUUGGUCAAACCUUUGAUGGUGUCGUUGAGAAGCACAUAGAACACAUACAUUAUAAGGAAAUGUCCUCACAAUCAGACACGGUGCCCUUAGGUGUAAUAUUAAAGAACGAAAAUGUCAUUGAAGAGAUGAUUGAAGUGCUUUUAAAACUACAGUCAUAUGUACCAACACAACACCAUACCGAUACUGAUCAACUGAACCAGCAGGAAGUUAAUCGUGACAUUAUUCACAAGUUAUUGUUUGGUGGUGACCAGUUGACUAGAAAGAGGGUUCAGUCAGCUACUGAAGGGUGAAGAAAUAGCAUUGAUCCUGCUACAAGGUUAGAUCGUGCUGUGCCCGUAUGUGAAGAUUGGCAUGCUAAAAAGAUUUUCUUUGAGCUGAUAUGGGCAUGGCUGUAUGAUACCAAGAGUUUCCUUGAUAAAGGAACACUUUGUCAACUCAGAAACCUCAUAAAUAGAAGGAACAUCUCUGCAAAGGCAGCCAAAGACUUCAAUGCAUGUGACGAUUUUUUUAUUUCUGUUGUCGAAAGCCAUAUAGUUGUGGCUACAAUGAGUUUUCUCAAAAUGAAAUCUGUAACAGAUAAUCCUGUACAUCAGCUGCUAAGUGCAAAUUUAGCCUGGAAUGUGAUGAGCAGCAUAGUAAAGCGUUACAUCAAGUAUCAAAGGAAAUAUGUUUGGCUUAUGUUGACAUUUUAGCUCAUUUUGAUCAAUAUAAUGUUAAAGGAGACGGGGUGAUGUCUUAUGCUGUUCAGAUUUUAUCGCAGGGACUAUUAUGCUUGGAAUUUUCUGAGGGCAUAAGGGAAGGUGAUGGAGAUAGAAUGCUUCCUUAAUAUUUGUUGAUAGAUUUUAAAGUGAGAAGAAGAAAGAAUUAUUCAAUAGAGGCAUUGAAUCUCCUAGCUCAGUAUCAUUUUUUUUCUCCCACAAAGACAAGCAGAGCAGCUGAAAUUGUCACGUUGCAUCAACAUUCAUGGGUUGCCAGGAAGAAACAUUCCAUGUGAUUUGUUCAUGGAACAUCUGAACAGGAUAUGUAAAGAGGCUGUCUUGACUUUGGGUGCCAACAAAACUCCAAAUGCAUUGCAAUGAGUUGAUCGUUGUUUACUCAGAAACUACAAUCAAGACACAAAUGUUUCCUACAUAUCAUGCUAUCACACUACCCCAAAAGACAAUGAUGAGAGGAAAUUUAUAAUUAAAGAGUUGCUGGAGGCAGCUGUAUUUUCAUAUAAGGAUAAACGGUCUCAUAGCUGUCUUAAAGAUAUCAAAAUAAACGUAACCGCAUCAACAAAACACAAUGAGAAGUUCCUCAAAUGAAUGAAGAAGCAACUUUGUAUCAUUCAGAAGUUCUACCUUUAAUAAUUAUUUUAUUUACAAAAUUUGAUUAAAAAAGAGGAAUAAAUGAAUAAUUGCAUUGCAAUAAUUCAAUGUACUGCUUACAUUUACAUUUAGCAAUACAUAUAUCACAGC